Molecule: messenger RNA, 3501 nt
Organism: Anastrepha obliqua
Lineage: Eukaryota; Metazoa; Arthropoda; Insecta; Diptera; Tephritidae
Gene: qua
Product: villin-like protein quail
Exons: 8
Coding region: 589-3255 (888 amino acids)
Biological process (GO): cytoskeleton organization; actin polymerization or depolymerization; actin filament severing
Cellular component (GO): actin cytoskeleton; cytoplasm
Molecular function (GO): phosphatidylinositol-4,5-bisphosphate binding; actin filament binding
Source: RefSeq, a predicted model, not a curated record
UUUGAAGUCAGUAUUUUCAAAAUUUUCAGUAUUAAAAAUAUAGCUAAAAAAAACUAAAAAAAUUUAUUUCAAAAUAGCACAUAACUAUAAAAAUAAAACAUCUACCGCAAUUUGCGAAAUACCGAACGCAAAAGUAGAGCUCUAAUGUGAAAUCCCGCUAUUUGAAAGGAUUUUCACUUUCACACGUAUACGAGAAAACGGCAAAAAAAAACAAAAACAAAUAAGUUGUAAUAAAAAUAAAAAGUAAAGAGUGAGGAAAAUCGGUCUGUGCACAGUCAUACAACGCGCACAACUUAAGCCGGCCACUUUAGUCGCGCGAAACGAGUUCGGACACAAGUUCAAGCUUUACCGCACAUGCACUAUAAGCCGCCAAACAAAUAAAACGAGGCAACAAACUUCACUACGUCUUAACUAAAUUGUGCCAAUUUGCUCUGGGCCUGUGGCACACGUCCCAACGAAUUAGUUCAAGGCUGUUGUGAUUGGCGACCAACAGAGUGGCACAGAAGUUACUGUGCGACCAGUACUACCACCACCCAAACAACACAAAGUUUCAUUCGCUAAGCAAACGAAAAUCAAUCGUGCAGUGCAAUGCAGGUGAUGGAAAUAUCAUCGAAAGACAUGGAAGUCUGUUCGAAUUCCAUAUCUGAUCUAAAAGUGGAUGCAUCUUUUCGAAAAAUUGCAAAAAAUGCAAUUUGCUUUCAUAUUUGGAAAAUCGAAGAGGAUCGUUUGGAGGCCGAGCCAAAAGCGCAAUAUGGCAAUUUUGUUGACGACUGUGCAUAUAUUGUUUACGCAGCAGGGCCAAAGGGCAUCUACGUCAAUCAGGAUACCAUAACACGUGAAACCAAACCUGGCACGUAUCUAGAACGUUUUAUACACUUUUGGCUGGGCGAGAAGGUUUCUGAGCAGAAACGUUCGAAUGUUGCGCAUAAAAUCCAAGAGCUGGACUCAUACUUUAAUAAUGUAGCUGCUGAAUAUCGCGAGACGCAGGGAAACGAGAGUGCACGUUUCUUGUCCUACUUCAAAAAAGGUUUCACCAUUCUUUCAAGCAACUUGGUUGGUUCAAAAAGUUCGAAUCGCCUCUACCAACUACAUGGCCGCAAAUGGCUACGUUGCAUCGAAAUGGAUAGCAUUUCCUGGGAUUACUUCGGUUCGGACUAUAUCAUGCUGCUAAAAACUGAGACGAAUACUUAUAUUUGGAUUGGCCGCUCAAGCAGCACGGCGGAACGACGCAGCGCACUCGAUUGGGUUACGAAGCUAGGAGUUAAUGCGAGCGAUGUAACCAUUGUGGACGAUGGCUACGAACAGUCGAUGCCCGAAAAGUUAAAGAAUCAGUGGAACUCAUUUCUACCGCUUAGUCAACGAGUCGUCAGUCAAAUAUCCGCAAUCCCGGAGAAACAGCAUAGUAACAAACUGAAGAUCUAUAAAUGCGGCUAUCGUGGCACACGAUUGCAUUUAGAUCAGCUUGAUGUGGUCAUACCGACAAAAGAAGAUUUGAGUGAUACAACCACGGCUUAUGUGUUAGAUGGUUGCUCACAAGGCGUUUGGCUGUGGGUUGGAAAUAUGGCGCCACAUCAGGACAAGAUCAGCGCUAUGGGCAAUGGACGAGCUUUUGUUAAAAAGAAAAAGUAUCCGUACUCAACGCCCGUUAUACGAGUGGUGCAAGGUCAUGAGACUAUAGAAUUCAUACGUCUCUUCCCAAACUGGCACUCAGAUGCGACUGAGUCCACAAGCCCCACAAAACCGGUAUCGACAAUAUUUAAACGUUUCGAUGCACUCACGCUCAGUCAACGUCCGAAGAUGGCCGCAGACACGCAACUCAUUGACGACGGAACAGGUGAACGUAAGAUCUAUCAUGUGACCAAAGAUCAAGUUAUUGAAAAACCACAAACCAAAACGGUUAUAUUUAUAACUAAUCACUGUUAUGUGGUCGAAUAUACCGUUAUGCUACCAACUACAAGCCUCGCCGAUGCACAAAAUGUGGGCAUCAGUACGAUCAUCUAUCAAUGGAACGGUUCCGAGGCCAAUAGUGACGAUAUAGCAAAUUGUGAGCGCUUCGCCUUGAACACUUUCGAGAAACUCCAUCAAAAAGCUAUGUUUGUGCAAAUGAGCGAAUGCGAUGAGACGCCACAUUUCCUACAGAUCUUCGAUGGCAAAUUAAUUAUUCUGCAAAGUGAAAAGACCAUGUCGCAUCAUAACAAUAACUUGAACAAUGUUAGCAACGAAUUGGCGCUAAUGAAUAGAGAUUACUUUGUUUUGCGCAUCUAUGGCGAUACCAGUUAUAAUUCCAAAGCUGUUGAGGUAUACCCCUUGACCUCAAUGAGCGCCAAAGAGUGCUACGUGGUGAAAACAAGCCAUGUUUGGGUGUGGUGCGGUCAGAGUUCGACGGGUGAUGCACGUGAAAUGGCAAAAAAUGUUGGCAGUCUGCUUGGUGAAUGUUCGCUGGUGGUUGAGGGUAAGGAGCCGAAAGAAUUUUGGCGUUCAGUCACCCUAUAUAUGUCACAACCUAUUAUCAAUAGCGGCAGCGCUUCUAGUGGCAGUAAUAAUAAUUGUGCGUCGCCACAAAAUGGUUCUUAUGUUAACAAUAAUAGUAGUGCUACAAAAAUGCGUCUACAACCGCAACUCUUUUUGACCUGGUUACAACGUGGCAAAUUCCAUGCGCAGGAAGUUAUUGGCUACGAGCAAAGUGAUCUCGCGCCAGAAUCCAUUUAUGUACUCGACACUGGCUUACUUUCAUAUCUUUGGAUAGGCAGGCAAGCAUCUACCUAUGAAAAGGAUAAAUAUAUUAAGAUGGCACAAUAUUAUCUAGAGUCGGUGCCUAUUGCACGUCGACCCACUACAGCGGUGGCCGUAAUUAGACAGGACGAUGAGCCGAAUACGUUCAAAGGUCUAUUCGAAAAUUGGGAUCACAACCAGUGGAAUAACUAUGUGAGCUACGAGCUGAAACGACAAGCUUUUAUGAAACAAGGAAAUAUGUCAAACGUUAAUGGCACAAUUACGAAUGGAGUAAAUGGUAAUGGCAUAAUACCAUCAGUGCUGAAAAAUCAUCAGAAAGACUUUGAUCUUCAUCAUAAGUACCCGAUAGUUAUAUUGCAGCAAGAAAUCGAUUUGUUGCCGCCAGAAGUGAAUCCCUUGAAGCGAGAGGUCCACUUGACACAUGAUGACUUCGUCUCGCUCUUCAGCAUGUCUUUCUGGGAAUUCGAUGAGUUACCCGUGUGGAAGAAGCAAGAGUUGAAAAAGAAAUAUAAAUUAUUUUAGGCACUAACCAGUAUCCAAGUAUCCAAGCAAAUAAUUACAUUUUUGGUACACAAAUUGGUAAAAAAUGUUGUAUUCAAUCGCAUUGAAUACAGAACCUUGAAAAUGUGAAAUUUAUGUAUUACGUUAUAUAUUUACUUUUAAUUGUCACUGUUUACAAAUUGAAUUUUUGUAGUACUGAAUUAUUACAUAACUACAUAUAUAAUUAUACAAAUGCAAUUAUUUGUUUUUAUAGAAUAAAUAUGUCGC